This is a messenger RNA of Fusarium verticillioides 7600, 1293 nucleotides long. RefSeq lists its product as hypothetical. NCBI's taxonomy places the organism in Eukaryota, Fungi, Ascomycota, Sordariomycetes, Hypocreales, Nectriaceae. The coding region runs from base 16 to 1281 and encodes 421 amino acids. The transcript has 4 exons. The record is from RefSeq and is a predicted model, not a curated record.
CACGAAACUAUCAUCAUGACUUCGAACCCCAAUCCUUUCUCCUACAACGACCAUUCCGGGGAUGAGCACGAAGACAUGGAGCAAACUUCAGACUCGACUUUGGACAGCUUCUUAACCAGCCAUUCUGGCUUGGGUGUUGCCCCAUCACCACUUCGGCUGAGAAGCCCAGUUGUCAUCCCCCAGAGACGCCCCGGAAACAAAGAACGGGGUUUCGUAGAGGCAUACGCGCCUGAUCUUCAGGCUUUUGGUAUUGAUCAAGAAACAUUCCUCGCACUCAUACGAUCUAUCAACAAAGCUGCCCAAGCGUCUAAAUGGCUCUAUGCCAUCCAGGUGGCUGCUAUAGGCACCGGAUUCAUUCCCAAUCACAUCGCUCUAGGGGUUUCCACUGCCGUGCAGAUCGUCGCCGGGAUUGUCGCUAAGACGGAGACUCGAUGGAAAACCAACUCGUUCAUGGAUCGAGCAAAUAUCAGUUUCUUCCAGCCGCGAGGACUGUAUUGUCUCCUCAUGUCCUACAAUCCCAUCUCCACCAGCAACAAAGAAAAGACUGACCCAGUGCAAGCCAUGUUGAAGCAUAAGUCGACAGCUGGAGCCUCGUCCAAGACCAGAAGAAACCUGCGAAAUCCUUCGGCUGGUGUGUCCCACGGCCAAGACGAUCUCCCCGACUCUGUUGCGACUCUUGUCUACCCAACCAUUGAGCGGACGACUCAGAACUCAUACAAGAAGAAAGCGGUGUUUGCCAAGCUGAACAACUACUUUGAUCAGCGAGCUCAAGCACGCUACGCCUCUGAGAGUAAUGGAGAUAUACUCUCCACCACUCCGCAAAAGCCUUUCUCGAACCGCUUCCUCGACCCAAAUCAUCCUGUCUCUAACGGUGGCUUACUUGGCCUCUUAUCUGGGGGCAAGCUGACACCAGACCUUCAAAAGCAAAAAGAAAGUAUGCGCUCUGCCAUGGCCGAUCAGGAACAGCUGAUUCGGGACCAACAGUCUGCCCAGAUGGCAAAUCUCAUCUCUAUGCUCCAAGGCAUGGAUCUUACGGCUGAAGAGCAGCAAGCCUAUAUCCAGCAAUAUGAGAGUGCAUACGAGAUACAACUGCAACAGCUUCAGGAUCAGUCUGAGCUGUUAGAGAACGGACAGCGUCGAAUUAAUCGUAACAUUCUCUAUUUAAUGAUUGUCAACCUACCUUCACCUGAAGAGAUGGAAGCGGCUCAGAACGGUAGAUCGGUCACGGAUCUUGGAAAUAAUGGCAACGGCGUGACAAUUGCAAGUGUGGAUGUAGAGUAGACAUGACAUGGG